Molecule: messenger RNA, 2439 nt
Organism: Vitrella brassicaformis
Lineage: Eukaryota; Vitrellaceae
Source: the annotation of a GenBank genome assembly
GUUUCUUCAUAAUGGCUUCGAGCUGCGACGCCAUUAUGAUGCAGCAGCUGCGGGAGAAGUUACGGGAGAAGGACGAGCACCUGCAUACACUGCGUAAGCACAGGAGGCCACUUGCCACCCACGGCAUGAAUGCAUCCACGUGCUUUCAGGUCUUGAGCUCGAAAGGGCCCAGCAGGAGUCGCGCGUGCAGAAGAGCGCCUCAGAGCAGCGGGAGGCGGCACUGCUGGUGCAGUUGCAGCAGCUUCAGUGAGCAGAACACACUAUGCAAUGCACAGUAUGCGAUUUGGUUGCCUUACCUGUGUCUGCCUGCACACAGGGCUGAAGCCGAGGCGCACAAACAGGAUGAAGAGCGCACGAAGGCAGACACAGGUGGGGUACACAAGCAAACGUUCCUCCUUUACUUCCUGAUUGACUUGUGUGCGCCCUCAUGUCUGUGCCAUGCGUGUAUGCAGAGCACUUGCGCACCAAGUUGGCGGACCGCACAUCCCAGCUGGCCGAGCUCAAGACCCACACAGACCAGCUGCGGGCUCUAGUGGAUGAGCUGCUGGCCACCCAGCCGAGGCGUCCGCGCCUGCCCAGGCCCGCCGGCACCACCCUCCGGUCAUCGCAUGCCCCCUCUGCUGGCAUGUUCCCCAUCCGGCACCCCAUCCACCCGGCCCCACCCAUCCAUCCGAAGAGAGACGAGUCAGCGCCGGCCAGGGCGGCCGACGGAGAAGGGCGGGGGGAGGACGGUGCGGCCGCUGCUGCUGUGUCUGCGUCAGCGCCUGAGGGCGAGAGGGACAAGGGGGCUAGGGAGCCGGUUCCGCCACUGCAUCCCAAGCAGUCCCUUGCCAAGGUGGGCUGUAGUGUCACUUCGCGAACCUAUUUUUUAUGGAUGUUCAUCUUAUUUGUCUGUCAGGCUCGGAGGUACGAGACGCAGGUGGCCGAGCUGAGGAAAAGAUGGGAAAAGGUCAGUCAGUCAAUCAAGGAACCGAGGGCGGCAGAGAGGCAUCCGGAUCCAUCCAUCAAAUGUCUUCUAUCUAUCUAUCUAUCUGUCUGUGCUGCCCCCUAUGCCAGAGUGAGGUGGCGCGUCAGUCUUUGAUGGAGCGCUUGCGUGACCAGCAGCACCACAAACUACACGCACAGAAGAUGCAGCAAAACCUGGCCAGGCAAGUCGGUUGGUCCGUGCAUUCAGGAGCUGAGUGGACCUCUCUUGUGUCCUGGCUGGCGGGCGGGCUGGCUGGCUGACUGGCUGUCGUGGCUGAUUGCGUGCAGGUGUGCAGAUGCUAUCACGCGUCUCGAAACGGAGCGCAAUCAGCUGCGGCAGCUGAUGCUGGACAAGGAGUACUACUGCAGAAAACUCGAGAUGAAACUGCUCAAACUACACAAAAGAACCGAAAGGCAAGACCCACAUUAUUACAUGAAAGCUGGUAGGCAGUCCCCCCUGUCUCUGACAAAUGGCUUUUCUGCCUGUCUGCAGCGGUGUGUGUCAAAGGAAGGUGGUGAGGCGCCCCACUGCCGGCUCCCAGCCAGCGUCACGGCACGCCACACCCAUAGCCAGCAGAGGUAUGACGGGCCAUAAGGUGUCUAUCGGCUCGGCUGCCCUGGACACUCCCGAGGUGUCGGACUCCCUGCCCUCACCAGACACGACCAAGGACAAAAGAGACGAUGUUGGUGCGCGACCAUCGGCGAGUGCUGAGCAUAAUGCUGAGAGGACGGCUGGCGUCGAGCAGAGGAUCACCAAGGAGGACGUCCUUGCUCCAAGACACCAACCACCACAAUCCUCAGCACCAGGCCCGCCCCCACUCCUCCACAACGAGACGUUCCCCCCAUUUCGCAUAUCCCCCGCCCCCUCCCACCCCCUUGACGACCCGGCCAGACGGCUGCGGUCCUCCCCCGGCUACAGAGAGAUUCUCGACAUCUUGCUUGACACACUCGAUGAUGAGGACAGCGCAGAUGACGACGAUGAGGGCAUCAGCGACGUCGCUCUUGAGCCCACCUGCGUCAGGAGGGAUGGUGCUGGUGCGGUCAACACGGAGGGCAGCAGUGAGUCGGCUGAGAGCUUGAGGGAGAGGGAGGAGAUGAAAGGCAAGGCGGGGACUCUGUGUGGUGCUCGGGCAGUGGAUAGGGUGGACAGGGUGCCGCUGCUGCCUAGGAGGGUGGUGGAGGCCGCGAGAGCCAUGGAAGGCGUCAGAACCAGGUGUGUAGUAAAGAUGGAAAGAGCCACCCCCUCACCAAGAUACGGACAUUGUUGGUAUCUCUGCUGUCUCUGUGUGUGUCUGUCAGCGAUGAGGACGCCUCCGUGGAGAGCGAGAUGAGGGCUAUGAAUCCUCGUAUGGACAUGCACAGGCUGUCGACUGGCGAGAGCGUGUCGGCCAUGGACAGCAGUGACAUCUAUGUGGACGGCGCACCGCUCAGCUCAUAGCUGGCUUGCUUGCUUGAUGGAUGGAUCGGUGAGAG